Haliotis rubra (blacklip abalone) is the source of this 8858-nucleotide messenger RNA. Its product is annotated as membrane metallo-endopeptidase-like 1. Gene Ontology annotation, molecular function: metalloendopeptidase activity. Lineage: Eukaryota; Metazoa; Mollusca; Gastropoda; Lepetellida; Haliotidae. Gene Ontology annotation, cellular component: plasma membrane. Gene Ontology annotation, biological process: protein processing. The record is from RefSeq and is a predicted model, not a curated record.
GGUCUGUCUAUUGAUUGGAAGCAUCAAUGGAUUUUGUACAGGUCUGCCUUGCCUGGCGCUAUAGCAGCCUUCCACGCUGUCUCACUCUCGCCUUGCAGGACAGUGGCAGUGGUAAUAGACCAAUUCCUGUGAUAACCGUUAUCACAAAAUAGAGGAGAUUGUUCUAGGAUAUUGUUCCGCUUCUUGCUGGACAAUUCACUAGGAAAUAUUUAUGUGCAAUGUCUCUUACUGAAUAUUUAUUGGAUGGCUAUUGAAAUUAAAUAUGAAAAGCCGGAAUUGAUUUGGUGCCCAGUGUGAACAGGACAUUUCAAAGGGACUGACCAGUGGGAUAUUACUUUUCAAAGUGGAUUUUAUAAUAUUCUUUAAAACAAAUCUAUGGAUACAACAGUGAGCCUGCUGUCAUAAGCUUGUUGUGCUUGGGGCAAGGUGCUUGUUUCCUAUGAUUGUGACCACUGCUAGUUGGAGGUUAUAGGGAUGUGAUUUCAGGAUGUGCCAAUCAAGACUGGGCGCUAUGGUCUGAGAACUGCUGGAACUUAUUCCAUGACAGCCUAACAGGUGUUGCCGUAGGGACAUAUUGGUUCUGAUUUUAAUAGGAUCCAACUUUGAUAUUUUAGUGACUGUUGGCUAGGACAUCCACUGCAGAGUUUAUCAGACACUGGGAUAUUUCAGAGUGGUGUGGAUAUUGAAAUACUAUAAUAACUGUGCCCAAAUCGUGUGAUAUAUCCAAGGUUGAGCGACAGAUCAUCAUGAUGUACGAUAAACCCAAAGAGGAAGCCCCUGCUGAAGAACGUAUUGAGUUGUUGCCAACAACAGGCCAGGACUCCAUGGCUGCCAGUGUCAACGGGUCCCCCCAGUUUCCCCCCACCCAGAUGAAUGGCCAGGCCAAUUACGUUACAGCAGAGGAAGGAAGGACCCAGGUGGCAUAUGCUGGCACCCCCCAGGCGUCUGGCAAGUGGAAGCCAACAUGGUUGGGAGGGUGGACUCGCAUGGAGGUGCUCUUCCUCAUCCUAAGUCUCAUCCUCGCUGUCAUCAUCGUUGUCCUCAUUGUUGUCAUCGUCGCCACAAAUGGAUAUGAUUCAGCCAGCUCUCGCAGCUCUGGUGACUUGUCUCCACAGUCAGCGAAACACAAGAAAUGGCGGUAUACUCCGCAGACGAAAGGAGUGGGUGCCGAUGGUCGUCCGUCGGAUUCAGCCCAGAAAGGGAACCAAGUCGAAGAGCCAAUGAUACCACCUGACCUGACUAUGAAUGAUCUUUGCCUAUCAACUGAUUGUGUAAAAGCAUCUUCUCGUUUGAUUAAUGCGAUGGAUGCUUCUGCUGAUCCCUGUGAAGACUUUUUUCAAUACGCUUGCGGCAACUGGAACAAUAUUAAUGUCAUACCAGAUGAUCGUGCAACUUUUAAUACCUUUUCAAAACUCAGAGAUGAAAUCCAAGUAAUGCUGAAAGGUUUGCUGGAAGAACCGGUGACAGACAAGGACAGUGCAGCUACAAGGAAAGCUAAAUAUCUCUACGACUCCUGUGUGAAUGAAACUCAGAUAGAUAUUCAAGGUUUGGGCCCGGUGAAGAGUCUGCUGAAUGAGCUGGGAGGGUGGCCGGUGGUGCUGGACUCGGAGUGGAAGGAGGAGGACCAUGACAUGCUGGACCUGAUCCUGAAGCUCCGUCUGUACAACAACAAGGUGCUCAUAGACCAGUGGAUCAGUGCUGAUGACAAGAACUCCCAAGUCAAUAUCAUACAGCUGGACCAACCAGAUCUUGGCAUGCCGUCUCGGGACUACUACUUGAAAGGUCGGGACGACCCGUCUGUUCUGGCAUAUGAGAAGUAUGCUCGAGAUGUGGCCAUCAUGUUUGGUGCUAACGAGACAGUUGCUGAGAGUGAUAUCUCCAAAAUCAUAGACUUCGAAACAGAACUAGCUAAUAUUACAAUCCCCCAGGACCAGCGCCGAGACAACGAACAGUUGUACAACAGGAUGACAAUCGCUGAACUACAGCAGAGAGUCCCUGGGUUUGACUGGUUGAGAUACUUAUCCGUGAUAUUUGGUCACGUCAACAUUGCCAUCGACACCGUAGAAGAGGUUGUAGUGUACGCCCCUGACUACCUGGAGAACAUGGUAAAGAUUCUGCACCGAUGGGACAAGAGAGUGAUAUUCAACUAUCUGGUGUGGCGUAUCAUGAUGAACCGGGUGACCAACCUGCCGGACAAGUACAGGAACGUCCGCAAAGAUUACUACAAGAAAAUUCUGGGCUCAGAGACAGAAAGAGCAAGAUGGCGUGACUGUGCCACCUACGUCAAUGACAACAUGGGCAAUGCUGUCGGCAGGUUGUUUGUAGAGAAACAUUUUGAUGAAGAUGCUAAAAGUAUAGCCCUGGAGAUGAUCCAUAACAUCCGUUAUUCCUUCUACCACGUGCUGGAGGAAGCUGACUGGAUGGAUGAAACAACUAGAGUUGUUGCUCGCGAAAAGGCGGAUGCUAUUGCUGAGAAGAUUGGCUACCCAGAGUUCAUCCUGAAGGACCCAGCAUUGGACAAGGAAUACGCUGAUGUGGAGUUUUACAAAGACCGCUACUUUGAGAAUGUGAUGGCCAACAUCAAGAGCAGAGCACUCACCAACAUUAAAAAACUCAGAGAACCGGUUGACAAGUCUCAAUGGUCCACAACUCCAGUUGUAGUGAAUGCAUUCUACAGUUCAACGAAAAAUCAAAUCAUGAUCCCUGCUGGCAUUCUUCAACCACCAUUCUACAGCAAAGGAUACCCGAAGUCUCUUAACUAUGGUGGCAUUGGUAUGGUGAUUGGACACGAGAUCACGCAUGGCUUUGACGACAGAGGUCGUCAGUUUGACAAGGAUGGCAACCUGAUCCAAUGGUGGGAUGAUCAUGUGAUCGAGAAGUUCAAAGAACGUGCUCAGUGUAUCAUCAAACAGUAUGGAAACUUUACUGUACCACAAGUCAACAUGAAGGUAAAUGGUGUUCAGACUCAAGGGGAGAACAUCGCAGACAAUGGAGGACUGAAGGAAGCCUACACAGCAUACAGGAAGUGGGCAGAGGCCCAGCCGAAAGAGGAGAAGAGGCUGCCAGGGUUGGCCCAUCUGGACCACUUUCAGCUCUUCUUCCUCAACUUUGCUCAGGUGUGGUGCGGCUCUAUGAGGCCUGAGGCAGCCAUCAACAGGAUACGUACUGGAGUGCACAGUCCGGGCAGGUUCAGGGUGAUAGGAACAUUACAAAAUUCACACAGUUUCACAGAAGCCUUCGGCUGCCCUUUGAACUCUAAAAUGAAUCCCCCUCACAAGUGCGCAGUUUGGUGAUUCAAGAUGGCCGACAUUGACGUCUGCCAGAGAAAGAUUUCCAGAGGUUAUUCAGUACCCAGACCUGUUGGACAGCUGAAAAUCGAGGCCAGAAGUCUCAGCAAUGGUUAUGUGCACUUCAGCACCAAAAGAAGGAAGAAUUGGGAUCUGAAUUUGACAGACAGGGCAUGAUCAGAUGCUUGACGGGCAAAUCCCGUUGGAAUCCCAGAGACUGUGAUAUGUACAGCGGUGGUAGACUAGCCUGGUAUACCAGUAGUACAAGAUGACCAGUAGUAAUGGGUGGAUCCUGUUAAUGGCUACAGCUCCGGCAUAAUAUCUGUAUAUUCAUUUUUGUCAUUCAUGUUUUGGUUGACUUUCUUUCAUUAAGACUCUGUGGCAAAGGAAUUUGAUAUAAACCUUUCACUUUGAGAAAACAUGACACAUUUGAAAAAGGAUAUAUAUCAUUAACGGUUGACAAUGUCAAAUUCAGUAGAGUUGUAUAAAUUAGUAACAAUGAAAUUUCCAUUUUGGCUUAUGAAAUAUUUCAUACAAGGCAUAUAUGUCAUAUAUGUUGGUAUCAAAUCUACAGUAUUUCAAUGCACAUGGCAUAUCAGAUAUCAUACAUUAAGUGUAAGAAACAACUCCAGCUGCCAUGAAUGUAGAAGCUUACGUAAUUAAUUAAAAGAUGUAUAUCUAUACUUUUUCAAAUCUGUAAGCAUGUCAUUUUGUUAAUGAAAAUGACAUUAUUGACACUAUUGAGAAAGUUAUUUAUUUUCACUGCUUUUUCUCUAAUAUUUUCAAAUCAUGUUAUGUUAUUCAAGUUUUAGUAACCAUGACUACCUUCAUUCUUGUUGUAGUUACAUUAUCAUUAUUUACAUCAAGAAUUGGAGUUUUUUUAUAUCUGAUGUUACAUUACUCAAAUCUCAAACUUCAGUUACCGUAUAGCAUACACUACAAUAAACACUGAAAUGGACCACUGGUAUUUCUUCUCCACUGAUAUUGAAAAUAGAAUCAUGUUACAAACAUACAUUCAACAGAACCCUGACAUUUUUCAUUCCCUUAUUUUACGUACUGUCCUUGACAUAUUGACCAAACAAAUCUUAAAAAAUCCAUAGAAUUGAUCUAUCCUGAAAAGUGACAAACAAUCAUAGAAUUAGCUUAAUUAAUUCUGAACAAUUUAAUUAUAGUGAAAUUAUUGAAAAAAAUGGCUAACAUAUUGAACAAAUAGCAGGCAUGUCUCAUGUGUACAUAAACACCUUAAAUUGAAGUUUGGAAUUAAACACAGAACUCUUAGUCCAGAGAUGGACAUGGUGUCCACAAGACCACUUGCAUGGAACCACUCAUUCAAACUCUGAUACACACACAUAUAUACAUAUGACAUUUGAAAAAUAUCCACACAGUGAAGGAAAGAAACAUUUAACUAACUUUUCAAUACCUUGGAUUUGCUGUUAUUUUUUUAGUCCAUUAUUUUCAUCUAUUUUUCUAUAUUUUUAUUAUAGAGUAGUAGGUACAUUAGAAUGGAGAUUUGUACCAUGAUUGAAUGGCACUGGCAGAGACGUGUAUGUCUCAUGACAACCAUGUUGGUUCUACUGGAACUGCGGCAUAAUUUGAGCUGUUCAUAUUAGUGUCAGUGUCCGUCAAUGGCAUGAACGGCACAUCAACUUUUCAUAUUACUCAUAGCAUUAUGAGAACUUUGUUGUUACAAAUGCAUAAGGAAUUAACCUGUUUGGAUGGAAGAACAGAAUUUGAGUUUGCAGGGAGAUUUGAGCUUACCUAAAACACCAUGAAUAUCAUGUUACAAAUCAAGCAGUAUACAGAUUUCAAAAAUUCAAUUGUUGAAAACAUGUUUUCGAAAUUUUUUGCAUUAAACUUUCAUACACAUUUUCGUAAUAAAAUCAAUUUUCAAUAUGAUUUAAAGCCCCAUUAAAAUCACUUUGGAACUUACCCAAGGAAAAAGGUGACGUCACAAGGUUCAAUACAUGACAACAAAAGGUGUGCUGUUCUUGUAAAUGUUUUGCUUUAAAUUUUCAUAUACAUUUUCGUAAUAAAAUCAAUUAUCAAUAUGAUUUAAAGCCCCAUUAAAAUCACUUUGGAACUUAUCCAAGGAAAAAGGUGAUGUCACAAGGUUCAAUACAUGACAACAAAAGGUGUGCUGUUCUUGUAAAGCAUGUAUUUGGAGAUGUGACCAUGUUACACCAUGACACAGUUGUACUAACCUCUUGCUGGAUGAUGCUUUCAUAUAUGGCCAACAUAUACUCAAGGAAACAAAUAAAGCAACACAUGAAAGGAUAUGUGUUCCUUUAUGCUUUUCUCCCAGAAUGCAAUACAAAACAUGCAAAGAAACUUGGAAAAGAAUAUAGGAACACUUUUGCUUUCAUGUGUUCCCUUAUUUGUUUCCAUGAGUAUAUCAAUACUUGUGUGUCAGGCAACAUGGCACAUAGAUAUGGGUUGGUAGGUACCUUAUUAGAAUAUUUUAAAAACUGCUUAACAUGGAUGAAUAUUUUGGAAAAUUUAUACCAAUGUUUCUUAAAGUUAUAGCUCUACAGCAAUGAUAACAUAUGGGAACAUGCCAUUUUAUUAUUAUGUGAAACAUAAAUUUCUUGACGGGCAGGUAAAAACACUAGAUUGGUCAGGUUGCCUGAUACACAAAUUGUUUGGAGGGCUUGAGAUAUUCAUGGCAGUUGAAACACGUAAUAUGCAUUUGGUACUUUUAUGGAGUGCAAUAUUUUUUUAACGUUACUGUUUUGAAGUCCUGUCAUUGUCUCUUUCACAUAGAUGUGGUGAUGUUCAUGUUGCACAGUCAUUCAUUGUUCAAACAAUCGGUUACCAUGACAACUGGAAUAUUUUGUGAUCAUUAGUUGAUCCUUCUUUCAGGAUCCUUCUAUUCUGGAUCAUAAUACAGAAUGUUGUGACCCGAUGACAUACAUAAACUAAGUACCAUAUUUGCAGUAUUAAGUCCCUGCCUUCAAUAAGCAUCCAUGACCAAUUUUUGACCAAUGUGAUCCUCAUAUGAGCCUUCACUAAGACUGAAAAUUCUUUACCUGUCUAUAUUACAUACUCUUUCAGGAAACAGCAGCAGAAAAGUGGUAUAUAAUUGUCUAGUAGCUGUCAUCAAAAGGUUCCUCAAAAUUCACCCAGCCUUUAACUAAAAACAAAAUUUAAAUUGAGUGCAUUUUAAUAAUUGCUCAUUUUGUCAGUUUUCUAAGCACCCAGAAGGCUUAUAAUGGUGAAUACUGUAAUAGAACUGUUAAACAGGAAAUAUGUGCUGUUUAGAGGAAAUGCAAUUUGGAAAUGAAUAUAUCUGUUAACAACAUCGAUGACAAGGCCUAUGCACUCACUUGAGAUGGGUGAAUGAGUGAGUUGUGAUGGUGAUCACACAAAUUUCAAAAGUAUUGACUUCAGUUAAAGAAAAUCUUUAGAAGACACUGGAGUGAGUGCACAAACUGUGAAAACGAAAAACUGAGUAUAUCAUAUUGAAUCUGUGACGGACUGCACCAAUUUGUAGGACAAGAUGAUUCACUAACUACAGGUCAACGUCCAUGAUGUUGAACCAGUGACUGACAGAAUGAAUAUUUCUACCUGACAAGGCAUCACACAAAUGUCAGGUCGACCUUCAUGACAUCGAACCUGUGAUAGACAGAAUGAACAUUUGUACCUGACAAGGCAUCACAUGAAUUACAGGUCGACCUUCAUGACGUCGAACCUGUGACAGACAGAAUGAACAUUUCUGCAUGACAAGGCAUCACACAAAUUACAGGUCAACCUUCAUGACGUCGAACCUGUGACAGACAGAAUGAAUGUUUCUGCCUGACAAGGCAUCACACAAAUUACAGGUCGACCUUCAUGACGUCGAACCUGUGACAGACAGAAUGAAUGUUUCUGCCUGACAAGGCAUCACACAAAUUACAGGUCGACCUUCAUGACGUCGAACCUGUGACAGACAGAAUGAAUGUUUCUGCCUGACAAGGCAUCACACAAAUUACAGGUCGACCUUCAUGACGUCGAACCUGUGACAGACAGAAUGAACAUUUCUGAAUGACAGGCAACUGAGUACCUAUCGGUCAAGUUGAAUCAGUGACAGACAGACUGACAGGCAUUUAAUCCCAGAAAUAAAGUUAUCUUAUUUAAAAAAAAUAAAAAAAUAUAUAUACAAAUGAAAUCAAUGAUGGAGAACAAGAACAUCUAGACUUGGCAAAUCCAAUAAAAUAUAUUCUCAAGGGUCUGGGAGACAGUCUGCUGUGACAGACAGUAUGGAAAUGACUGUUAGACUCGGACACUCAAUACCUACAUUACUGAAAGACAUGAGUCUCACUAACUCCAGGUCAACCUACCUAACAUUUUAUUGGACGUUUUUGUAAAACACAUUCAGAAAAGAUAAAUAUUCAUCUUUAGGCCAGACCAAUUUUAUUUCUUGUUUUACAGAUUUUUGUCCUCAGAAAACCUAAAGGCAGGAGGGAAAAAAAAAAUCACUAGUCAAAAUAAUUUUGCUUUUAAAUACUAAAGUAUUUUAUUUUUGGCAAUUUAUGAAGUUUAUAUGGGGCAAAAAAAAUCCUUCUUAUUCUUGAAAAAAUAUGACCGGCAGAUCCGUAGGAUACGUUAAAAAAGAAAUGAAAUUAGUCUGGCCUUAGUUUAAAUGAAAAUAAUAAACACCACUUGAAAGUGGACAUGCUAAAUUGUUUAUCUGCAUACUACAUUUUUUUUACUAGUGGUCAAACAGUCCAAAGAUAAAUCGAAGGGUCCUGAAUUUGUGUGCAUGCGUGUAUACGUUACGAUAACGAUGGCAUUGGGACGUGUCAAAUUGAGUAGGAGGAGGAAAAUGAUUAAUGAAUUUCUCACAAUGAACUACCCCAGAACAGCUUAUAUCUACUUAAAUUGUUAUAACAAUAAUAUGCUGUAGACAAGAUGUACGUCUACAUUAGCUACUGAUGAACAGAAAUACAAAUGCUAUCACUCACAAUGGUUCUUGUCUGACACAGUUUUAUAUCAAACAAUGUUAUGUUUAGUAUAUUGUAUUUUCUAACAUACAGUGUUUCCAUGUUUGUGUGGAUAUGUAAUAUAUCUAUUACGUGUUUGUCAUAAAUUUUUAACCUUUUCAAAUUUUCUAAUACAUGAUCAUGUAUAAUUUGCACCCCGUAACAUGUAUAGACAUAUAUACAGAUCCUAAAAAGGAACUAUGGGUACUCUGUCUCGGAAUCAUGUAACCAUAGUUACCUUGGAUUCUGUUUUCAGGCCAUAGUAAAGCAUUUAUAUGUUACAUGAUUGCUGCAUUGAAUAAACAAAUGUCUAUCAAUAAAUGUUAAAAAAGUAAAUUUUAUCCCUAAAGAUCAAUUUUACAUUCUGUCAAUUUGAAAACCCUUUUUAAUUGAAGAAAGAUUCAAGAAAAAUUCAGAUUUUCUUUUUAAAAUAUGAUAUCUAUGAAAAAUAGUUAUGUCUAAUGUAUUCUUGAAUUCAUGUCAUAAUUUUUAACCUGAGGUAAUAUUUUGCCUGUUAUUAUAAACAAUGUUAUUUGUACAGAAUUGUAUAAUAUGAUGUAUUUGAAGUUGUCUCAAAAUGUUUGAUUUUCAUUAAAUGUAAUCUUCAAAAAUG